Messenger RNA from Colletotrichum phormii, 1230 nucleotides. Its product is annotated as glutathione S-transferase domain-containing protein. Gene Ontology annotation, cellular component: cytoplasm. The record is from RefSeq and is a predicted model, not a curated record. The transcript has 2 exons. Bases 258 to 968 code for a protein of 236 amino acids. Lineage: Eukaryota; Fungi; Ascomycota; Sordariomycetes; Glomerellales; Glomerellaceae.
GGGGAACAAGUUGCACCACGACAUCGGUCUUUCAAUGGUGCAACUCUCCGACCUCACUGUGUGUUAAUGUUGCAUUGGUAAUCAAUUAUCAACACUCGAUUCCUUCAAAUACGCACCAACUUCACCAUCGCCAACCAACAGGCCCCCAUAUCUCCCAGCAGAAAGCCAAGAAGCCUAGUUCUUAACUCCCCGACAAACACAUUUAGCAGCUUUCCAUUUCAUCAACACAGACCUGUAUCAGAAACCGAAUCCUGACAAUGUCUUCCGCCGCCCCCAAGAUCAAGUUGUACACCAACCACGGCUGCCCAUGGGCUCACCGUGCACACAUCGCCCUCGCAGAACUCAACCUGCCAUUUGAGGAAGAAAUCAUCGACCUCUCGGUGCCCCGCACAAAAGAGUACCUGGCCAUCAACCCGCGCGGUCUCGUCCCCUCCAUAUCCUACGACGGCGAAAUCAUCACCGAGUCCGCCAUCGUCAGCCAGUUCCUCGCCGACGCGCACCCUUCCCACCUCGUCCCCGCCCCGGGCACCAAGGACGCCGCGCUCACCCGCGCGCGCAUCAACUUCUUCGUCGACACGUACUUUAGCAAGGCCAACUCAUCGCUGUACAAGCUGCAGCUGGCCAAGUCGGAAGCCGAGGUGAAUGAGAUCGCGGCUGGGUUCAUUGAUGUUAUCGCCAAGGAGGUAGAGCCGCUGUUGAAGGAUGCGAAGCCGUACUUUGGCGGGAGUGACAAGGUUACUUUGGCCGAGGUUCUCACUGGAUCAUUCACGCUGAGGCUCUUCUCGUUUGCAAACUACGAGCUCAUCCCGAAGAGCAUCCUGACUUCGCUAGAGGAGAAGGCCCCUAGCUUCUACAAGUGGGCGCAGGUCGUCAACAGCACACCCAGCGUCAAUGGUAUUUACGAUGAGAAGAACGUGGUGGAGCGGACUAAGCACCGCAUCGCUGCUAUGAAGGCUGCGCAGGCUUGACAGGAGGCUAGCCGACUUUGAUGGUGGCUGCGUGAACAGCUGUUAUUCAUCAGGCUUCUUCGGGAAGUUUUACCAAUCUCAUGAUAUUAGCGUUACAAGUUACUUUUGAAUAUCACCUCACUUUGAGUUGUCAAUGCAACCCAUGCCCCUAGAAGACAUUAGGCGAAAAGGUUAAAAUUUACGAGAUGUGGCUGUACAGCCCCUGAAGUCUGCUCGUACACUGGCGAUUAACCCACAGGAGUGACAGUAUUUGACCCCCCAG